Molecule: messenger RNA, 2847 nt
Organism: Schistosoma intercalatum
Lineage: Eukaryota; Metazoa; Platyhelminthes; Trematoda; Strigeidida; Schistosomatidae
Source: the annotation of a GenBank genome assembly
AUGUUUGCAACGCUAAACUUUGUUGUCCGUCUUUCUCCUGUCCAACUAGCACUGAUUACGAUUUCGAUAAUUGCUGAGUGGUCAACGCCAAUGAACAAAGACAACUUACUAAAAAAAUUACUACAACCACGUGAUGGAUCGCGAGUAAUCCUGCGUAAAUUUGCCAAAAACAUAUGUAUAUGUAUGCAUCUGAAUGGGACAGUUUAUACAGAGCGUAUAAUUAACCAGACACUAACUGAUAACUGUGAAUGGCACCUCAGAGCAUCAAGGCAUGGAAUAGGCUUUGAACGCCGACUAACUGAAGAUGACAUCACCGACGAAUCUCAAAAACACUUCCUUUCUAAUCCAUUUACUAACUCAACAGUCUAUGAUGGAACGUCUCCAACGUUAAAUGUAAUUGAUGAGAAAUCCUAUAUAUUAGCUUCCGGUUGGACUCAUCAACUGUGGCAACCUGAAGCGACGUGGCAAGUUUAUGGAUUCCAGCCAAAAGGAUUACUAGCUGUUAUUGAAAAACAAAGAAACUCCUCAAGUUUCCAACGUUUCGUUUCAAUGCAUAAAGAAGGUUCCAAUCAGUCGGACGUAAAUAGCACCUCAACAAUAUCCCCAUCAUCCUCAAGUAAUACUGUGAAAAUAGGUUCACAAGAAAUGUUAGUUUUAGAAGCGCCUGCCUAUCACUUCAACACACUGCAUCACAAAGCAAAACUUAAGCACUGUAGCAUGCUGAAAAAUAAACUUGCAAAACUCGUACAAACGGAAUUGCUUAUGAGUUUACAAAUCCUAGAUAAAUAUAGACAAGCAUUUCGGGAUUUCAAACUUCUUAUUAACAAACAUUCAAUGACUAAUCAUAAGUAUAAUAUUAAUAAGGUAACAUCAAAUACUCUAGCGGAACUGCUAGAUCAGUGGUUGAUGCUCCUGGACUAUAAAUGGCGCCAGACAAUUAGAUUAACCUACAAAACAGAUUCAAUGUCCAAUUACCAAGUGGACAAUUGUUCGUUGAGUUUCAAAUCAUCGUUCGAGAUAAACACUGUUGGUAAUGAUAGUGAUGAUAGAAUACUAGUUAAAUUUUAUGAAACACAACUGAAAACAAAGAUAUAUUAUGAUCUAUUUGAAAUUGUACAGGAUAUAGUCCAGUGGACUGGCGAACAAAAACGGCAUUGGCUACAGAACCCACGGGUUAUGAAAUUAUUUCAUUAUUUACAUAUCAAAUGUCCAUCGCCAAAACAGUUGAGGCAAGCCUCAUUCAUAUUAAGACAAUAUCUACCAAAUUACUCACCAGAAGUCAUUCAUUCCAAGAAUAAUUUUCAUUUUGGUCUCAUGGGUAACUUGGAGCCAGCAACAUUUAAAAAGCUCUUAGCACAUGACAUUAAAUUAGCUAACAAACUAAUUGACCGGGCUGUUUAUAUGAAAUUUGAAGAGUAUUAUUUUUGGCCGAUAUUACGACAUGUAAAUACGAAAGCGAUCGUAGAACACUCGAUUUUCUUUGAAAAUGAUGUGCGCAAUGAAAUCAAACAAAUGCCUUCGAAUAGCAUGUGCUACAGGUUAUUUAUGAGGAGCUGGAAAUUUUAUAGAGAAAAUGAUUCACCUAGAUCAUGUUUAAAAUAAUACCACUUCCUAAAUUUACAAUUACAAUUAUGUCAAACUACUACAUAGUAGUAUAAAUCUCUUCACUAAAGUUAUAGAUUUUUAUUUGGUUGUUCACUGUUUUCGCAAGUAUCAUUUUCACAGUAUUUAACCCACUUAAUAAAUUUCAAUCAGUUGCUGUUUUUAAAAAUUUAAGAAUGAACUGUGAUGCAUUUAAAACCAUGAUCAUUUUUAUUGUGUUUAAUAUUACUACUAUUACGACCACCAUCAGGACUAUUGAUAUAAUGUUGGACAAGGACGUUUACAACUGAUACUCUAUUCACAUAUACACACUAUCUUCGUAUUCAAUUUCAUUUGUACACAAGUACUAUUUCGUCAGUAAUGUUUGAGUUGAACACUAACUAAAUGUAAGUGGUCAUUAAGUUUAAUUGUGAAUGACCGUGAUGAACAAGUCAACAUUACAAGAUUAUUCUAAAGUGAAAGAAAAUAACAUAUGUAUGUGCACAUUCUUUUGUAUAUAUUAUACAUACAUACAUCUGCAAAUUAUCUAAAUACAUAUUUGUAAUGUUAGUAUUUAAAAUAUUCUCUUUUGCAAUUGUUCAAUGAAUACUUUAUAAUGCUAUAUUCAUAAUGAUAUUAUGAAUCUAAAAAGAAAUAGGAAUAUAAAUCCAAAUGGAUAUCCAAAAUUUCCCACCUGAUCGUUGUGUGUUUUUGUUCUAAUUGCCUUCAUUUUUUACCACAACUACUAUCCUUUGAUUAUGUUUGUAAUACGCAAUUAUACAUAAACACACACGUAUACUAAUACACACGCAGACAGAUACAAACGAAUAAGUACACUUACACUUAUUGUAUACACUUAUGAAUUACCAAUGUUCCUUUUUCUUAUUGUUAAUAAUAAGUGAGAACAAAAACAUUUGAUGGAUAAAAAAUUAUUGGACUUUUUGAUGAACACCAGAUUAUUGAACACUUAUUUAGAACCUUUUUGUCUGAAAAGUUGUUCAUGAUAUACAUUCAUGGCUACCUAAAUUUUAGUGGUGAUAAAUUCUGUAUGUUAGACAACUUAGUAAGAUUUCAUUAUCAUCGUGGACAAUAAUAUCAGUGUCAUGUUCUUCGGUUACCCAACCACACACAUACAUACAUACUCUCCAUAUCAACCCCAGUCUGGUAUAAGAGUGAGAAGACUAGAAAUGUGUGGGAAGCUCUAGCUGACGACCGAAUCAAAGUGUACACGACUAAUACGUACGCACAUGCGUAUGUCUCCUUCCA